UCGUCUGCCGCGGGUCUUCCAUCAUUUUGGCACUCAUCACAGUCAACUCAACCCCAAUGACACUCCAUCCCUUCCCCCCUCCCCCCAAAACCAAAACAAUAUUCUCCCUUUCACACGCUUCUCCCUCUUCACCUCUUCAAAUCAGAUAGAAUAAUCUUCUUAUAAACAAGACAAGAUUGAUUAUUAGUUUGCUGCAAGUUUUGGGCACCUCCAUGGCACCAGCCACGAAAAUGGGGAGGUUCUUCUUCCUCUGCUUCUUCUUCUUCUUCCAUUUGGUGGCCUCUGAGCUUCCUGCAAACCAGACAGCCGCCAUGGACAAGCUCUAUGAGAUUCUCAAAAACAAUACCCCUCAGUCUUCUUCUCUACCAUGGGAUCUCACCAAGCACCCAAAUCCAUGUUCAUGGAAAGGGGUCGCUUGCAGCAGUGACAGCUCCUUCAUCACCCGCAUCUCCCUCCCCCUUUUCUCCAUCUCUGCCUUGGAUUUUCUUGUGGUUCUGUGCCAGAUUGAUACUCUAGAGGCUAUUGACCUUUCCAACAAUCAUUUUAGCUCUAUCCCAGACGGGUUCAUGUCUGGCUGUGGAAGGAUUAGAGGGUUGAAACGGUUGAAUUUUAGCACGAACAAAUUGUCUGGCCCUUUGCCUGCUUUCCGCGACUUUGCUGCCUUGGAGUACUUGGAUUUGUCUCAUAAUUCACUGAGUGGAGCUAUUGGUUUACAGCUUGAUGGUCUGCGUAGUCUCAAGAGUUUGAAACUUGUCUACAAUCAGUUCAAUGGUUCUGUCCCUAUCCACCUUGGAAAAUCCAUGGCUUUGCAAGACCUUGAGCUUUCUGUCAAUCUCUUUGAAGGUAAAAUCCCUGAAGAGCUUGCAAACUAUUCAAAUUUGACCGUGGUUGAUCUCAGUGCAAAUCGUCUUUCUGGAUCUAUUCCUGAUAGAUUCAGAGAGCUCUCAAAGCUGGAAACUUUGAUUCUGUCUUCCAACGAUUUUAGUGGUGGAAUCCCACAGUUCCUCUCCAGCGUUCGAACUCUGUCGCGAUUCGCGGCACAUCAGAACCAGUUUGCUGGAGGUAUUCCACCUGGGAUUACAAAGUAUCUCAGUAAUCUAGACCUUAGUUAUAAUAAGUUAAAUGGGCCAAUUCCAGAAGACCUUUUAUCCCAAUCCAAUUUGCGGGCUCUGGAUUUGUCUUAUAACUCAUUAGAGGGGUCAAUACCUGCAAAUAUGGCUCCAAGCCUGGUGAGGUUGAGAUUAGGAAACAAUCUUUUGAGUGGGAAAAUCCCAUCUUCACCAUUUCAAAGCCUUCAAAACUUGACUUACUUGGAGUUGGAGAGCAAUUCUUUGAAUGGGUCAAUACCUUCUGAAUUGGGUUUCUGCAAGAGUUUGGCACUGUUGAAUCUCGCUGAGAACAAACUCACUGGUGUUUUGCCGAUAGAGUUGGGUAAUCUCCAAAAUCUCAAGGAAUUGAAGCUUCAGCUCAACCAUUUGUCUGGGGAAAUUCCCGAUCAGUUUACACGAUUACAAGGACUGCAGAAACUGAAUACCAGCUGGAAUUCAUUCAGUGGUUUAAUACCUCAUUCAAUUUCAAGGUUGCACAAUCUUAUUAACUUGGACUUGAGAGAGAACAAUCUCCGUGGUUCGAUACCUGAUUCCAUUCAGCAAUUGAGUUCUCUGAUAGAACUCCAACUAGGGAAGAAUGCACUCAAUGGGACGAUCGGGGAGAUGCCACAGAAUUUGCAAAUCGCUUUAAAUUUGAGCCACAAUCAGUUUGAAGGACCUAUUCCAGAAGCGCUGUCAAAAUUGAGUAUAUUAGAAGUGUUGGAUCUUUCCAACAACAGGUUUUUCGGUAAAAUUCCGUCAUCUCUGGCUGUAAUGGGAAGCUUGACCGAAGUGGUGCUUUCAAACAACCAGCUAACUGGGGAGAUUCCUAAAUUUCCUUCACGUGUUGAUGUCGAAGUGAGUGGAAAUAAGGGCCUCAGGAAUACAACAAAAUCAAACUCUCCCACAGCAUCUCAAAAGAAGAGAAACAAAGUUCUUAUAGGAGUAGGUGUCGCAGUUGCUGCUGCUGUCCUGGCUGUUGGGAUAGCAGUGAUGAUUGCUGUCUCGAUUUCCAAGCGGGAAGACUUACCUCAGCCUCAAGUCAUGCAGGGCAAUCUGCUUACUGCCAAUGGAAUUCACAGAUCUAAAAUUGACUUCACCAAAGGCAUAGAAGCAGUGACGCUACCAUCAAACAUCAUUCUGAAAACAAAGUUCUCGACCUACUACAAAGCCGUCAUGCCUUCUGGGACAAGCUAUUUUGUCAAGAAGCUCAACUGGAUCAACUGGAAUGACAAAAUUUUCCCAUUGGGCAACCGUGAGAAACUUGAGGAAGAGAUAAAAGCCAUAGGGAAGUUGAGCAAUUCCAAUGUCAUGACUCCUCUGGCCUACCUCUUAACUGUUGACAGUGUUUAUCUCUUCUAUGAAUUUGCACAGAAGGGUACGCUCUUUGAUGUCCUGCAUGGUAGCUUGGAAGAUCCUCUGGACUGGGCGAGUCGAUACAGUAUAGCAAUUGGAGUAGCUCAAGGUUUGGCAUUUCUCCAUGGAUGCACCUCCAGUCCAGUUCUCCUCCUCGACCUAUCGAGCAGAAGUAUUCUGUUGAAGUCCCUAAAGGAGCCUCAGGUUGGAGAUAUCGAGCUUUGUAAGGUGAUCAAUCCUAUGAACAGCACAAGCAGAUUUUCUGCAGUCGCUGGUUCUGUUGGCUAUAUUCCUCCAGAAUAUGCCUACACAAUGAGGGUGACAAUGGCCGGGAACGUGUAUAGCUUCGGAGUAGUUCUGCUGGAAUUGCUAACUGGAAAACCUGCAGUUAGCCAGGGAAUUGAGUUAGCCAAGUGGGUGCUUACCAAUUCUGCAGAUGGAGAAAAACCGGAUAAAAUUCUUGAUUCCAGUGUAAAGAGAACAUCCCAGGCGGUUAGGAACCAGAUGCUUGCAGUUCUGAAGGUUGCUCUGGCUUGUGUUAGCACCUCGCCAGAUGCAAGGCCCAAGACGAAAAGCAUACUGCGAAUGCUCCUGAAUGCAAGAUAGGCAGAGACUUGUGAGACAAACACUAAUCGAGUAGCAAGCAGCGUCUUAUGCCUGAGAUCAUUCCAAGAGAGUUUUGCUUAUAUUUCAACCUGCAUGAAUGUGGCUCAUUAAGUUAUAUUCAGUUUGCAUUGUAAUAGAUAUAUACCAGUUCUUUCAAACCAUGCACAGAUAGGAUUUUAGAGAUGCUCUGUAACUCCCAGGUUUCGGUUUCUAAGCCUCUGGUUGAAGCAACAGUUCCAUA
Molecule: messenger RNA, 3291 nt
Organism: Diospyros lotus (date-plum)
Lineage: Eukaryota; Viridiplantae; Streptophyta; Magnoliopsida; Ericales; Ebenaceae
Product: leucine-rich repeat receptor-like tyrosine-protein kinase PXC3
Exons: 2
Coding region: 213-3050 (945 amino acids)
Biological process (GO): protein phosphorylation
Molecular function (GO): receptor serine/threonine kinase binding; protein kinase activity; ATP binding
Source: RefSeq, a predicted model, not a curated record